UUUGGACGAGGAGACGCAUCUUUCAGGCUGUUCGCCAUCACCAAGCUACUCGCGCCUCGGCCUCGUCGACUGUAGAUAAGUCUGGGAGACUCACAGACGACAGCGAAAGGCAAACCGUUCCAGACGCGAUUGCGGUUCUGCAGGAAAUCGAUGCCAAUCUAAUAUCUCCAGAUGACGAAGAUAUGCACGAGGUCAUUGCUGCAUGCAUCGAACAUCAUACUGCGCUUCUUGGAUGAAGUCAAGAGUUGCCAAAAGGACAUUCGUGAGACCUAUCCUCAUCUCACGCUUGUUCUACAGCCUUCCUUUCUGCGUACCUUAUUUUCUCAUCGAACAGUUUUUCACCGUUUUGCCGUUAGUUCUGUUUUACGCUCCACCUCGACAAUAGUCUGUUGGGUGGACGUACUGCUGGCGAAGCUAGCAGACGCAAUCGUCAUGGUCGCUGGCGAUGGGAGCCAAUUAUCAGAUAUACAACAUUCUGAGGAAUGGCACCUGCAACGUGAAGAGGAUAAUCUACGCGCAGCUUCCCAACUGCCAUCGCAAUGGGACUCUGUAAAGCAUUUCAUCACAUCUAAGCAAGUGUCACCAGCAGCGAGACGAUUGGCCCUUCGCUUAACCUUCGGUGUUUGCAUUAUUUUGCCUUCAUUGGGAGAUAAGAAUGACAACAGGAUGACACAAUCCGAGGGCUUUCUAGAAAUCAUACACACAUGCAUACACCAAACGGUUAGGAGCGGGUUUACAGCGAACUAUUCGUCAGAUCCCGUCGUUGAGCUGGAACGAAUCAACUUCUCUAUGCUGGUGUCUCUCUACGCUGCUGCGAAUACAGAGCAGAGGCAGACACAAUUGCUAUCACGUCCGCUUACUCUAGGCUACCUGUUGGACCUCAUACAGGUAGUAAUGCAUCCGGACGGCGCCGUCGUUACUUUCGUCCAUCGUCACGCCUCCCGAUCACUUAGAUGUUGCUCAAACAAUCCUCGUCCGAUGGGGCAGUACCAUUUUGUGGAGUUGGGUGACUUGGGAUGACCCACGGCUAGCUAAUACUGAAGUUAUCGUUUUUCUGACGGCAGUAUGGAUAAAUAAGCUCAACGAACCCCCAGAUAGUCGCGUUGUCGGGGCGUUGUGUCAAUCGUCGUGCACAACGCCGAAUUAUUUUGUAGCGAGUAGCGCGAUAUUGGUAGC
Molecule: messenger RNA, 1176 nt
Organism: Desarmillaria tabescens
Lineage: Eukaryota; Fungi; Basidiomycota; Agaricomycetes; Agaricales; Physalacriaceae
Exons: 7
Coding region: 172-1020 (282 amino acids)
Source: RefSeq, a predicted model, not a curated record